AUGCAACGUAUCAAAGGCUUAAUGACUGGUUCUUUGCCCACUUUCAUCGAUGCGGGUGCCAACUUUGCUUCCUCUGCGGUUGGUGAGGACCAUCUUUUGCGGCAUAUACAAGCUCAAUAUGAACAUAUUUAUUUUAUGGGUGAUGAUACUUGGGUUCAUUUGUUUCCUGAAAGCUUUCAGCCAAAUCGUACCUUUGAAAGUGAUAGUUUUAAAAUGCUUGAUCUUGACUCUGUUGAUAACGCUAUUGAGAAAGAAUUAUGGCCGCUUAUGGAGAAUCGUGUUAAAAAAGACGAAUGGGAAAUAGCAAUUGCUCACUUUUUAGGUGUUGACCAUUGUGGGCACACUUAUGGUCCUUCUGACCCCAAUAUGGCGCGAAAACUGACUCAAAUGAAUAGUGUCAUUGAGCGUUUAUUGCAGCAAGUUGAUAACGAUACUUUGCUCUUAAUCAUGGGUGAUCAUGGUAUGUCUGUUGACGGUGAUCAUGGUGGUGAAAGCGUAGAAGAGCUCAUGAGCACCUUAUUUUUAUAUUCUGGAAGACCGCUAACUUUGCAGGAGCCAUAUUUCCAAUCCCUUUAUGAAAGAAUUCAUAAUGCUAGGGCUGCGCUUUUGGGCUAUGACCUGGAUGGUAUUGCUCAACGACUUCAUUAUAACCCUAAAUCUUACCCUAUAGUGGCUCAAAUUCAUCUUGUCCCCACUUUAGCUUAUCUCUUAAACACUCCUAUACCUUUCGGCAAUUUAGGCGCCAUCAUACCUAAUCUAUUAGUCCCCAAUCUGCAAGCAGAAGAAUACUCCCCCAUCAACAAACAGCUGUAUACAUUAUGGCAUAUGGUGGAAGAAUUCCGCAAAAACUCCUUACAAGUGCAUGUUUACCUUGAAAAUUAUCAAAACCAGACACAUCAACUAGACUUUUCGUCCGAUAAAUUAGCACCAAUUGUACAACAUCUAUAUGACGCCGAGACAAUUUUGACAAAUUUACUGCAACAAAGACUCUUCACAGAAUCAUUAUCAAAUGAAAACAAAAACAGCAAAAGUAACUCUCAAAUCCAACAAUACAUUGAGCAACUUGAACAAGUGAUAUUGGCUUAUGAUGCUUUUUUAAUCAGUACCAUCAAGUACUGUGAAGCCAUUUGGGCUCAGUUCGACACAGGCUGCAUGAUUCUUGGAAUUAUCUUAUUGAGUUUAGGAGCCGCUGCUACUUUAUCGAUUGCAUCAUCGCAACCACAGCAACAGCGACAACAACUGAGAAAAACCACGUCUACUACCAUUUCCACCAUUACUAUCUCGAACAGUGUAUUUGUGAUUUGUAUUCUCUCUUUAUUAGGUACUUCUAUUUUCACAUAUGUUCGCUAUCAAAUUCUUGGACAAUAUUUCCUUGCCCGAAAUUGGUUUGAAAAAAUGGGAUUUAUUGAUUGGCUUGGAACUGGUGUCGCCUUAGCCCUAACUGCCAGUAUUCUUGUUCUUUCUUUGAGUAAAAAGCAAGGAAAGACAUUCGACAGUAUUUCACGCAGCAACAACUCCAUCCCUUCAUCUUGGUGGAAUUUAAACGACAGGCAGACUAUUGUCAUAGCUGCUACCAUUCAAUCGUUUACUUUGGGUUCUAAUAGUUAUGUCGUUUGGGAAGAUCGUGGAACGCUUUAUAUUUUGAAUACAUUGGCUGUUGUUUGGGCUAUUCGAAACCUUAAAUCUCUUCAUUCAGUUUCCAUCAAGGCCAUAGUUACUUCGUUUGGCUUCCCACUCUUGUUCAUGGCUUUGAUUCGUAUAUCAAACGUCACAGGCCAGUGCCGUGAAGAACAAUUUCCAUAUUGCGAUUAUGUCCAUAGCGGAAUGCUGGAAUUUGGUUUUGAUACUACUGGAUAUUUUACGAUUGCUUACGUCGCUGUUAUGUACACGCUUAUUGUCUACUUCUCU
Messenger RNA from Mycotypha africana, 1908 nucleotides. Its product is annotated as alkaline-phosphatase-like protein. The transcript has a single exon. Gene Ontology annotation, molecular function: mannose-ethanolamine phosphotransferase activity. Lineage: Eukaryota; Fungi; Mucoromycota; Mucoromycetes; Mucorales; Mycotyphaceae. Gene Ontology annotation, cellular component: endoplasmic reticulum membrane. The record is from RefSeq and is a predicted model, not a curated record. The annotation marks the transcript as partial. Gene Ontology annotation, biological process: GPI anchor biosynthetic process.